Molecule: messenger RNA, 1656 nt
Organism: Diuraphis noxia (Russian wheat aphid)
Lineage: Eukaryota; Metazoa; Arthropoda; Insecta; Hemiptera; Aphididae
Product: piggyBac transposable element-derived protein 3-like
Source: RefSeq, a predicted model, not a curated record
AUGCGUCGCGCAAAGUUGAACGCGAAAGCUAUUGAAAUGUUGGCCACAUUAAGUGACGAUUCGGAUUUAGAUUAUGGAAGUGACGACUCAGAUGUUGACCGUACUUGGCAUCCCCAGAAAGUUCAAAUAAUUGGCGCAUCUGAUUUUUCGGAUUCGGGCGAAGAAGACAUUGUAACCGAAAACAAUCCAUUACCAAAUGCGACUAUUCUGAAUACUGGUUGGACUCAAAAAUCAUUUAUUGGAAAACCGUUACCAGGUAAUAAUUUUGGGCCUUAUUUACCGAUUAACAUCAGAACUCCAUUUGAUUAUGUCAAAACAUAUCUUCCUGAUAAACAUUUUGAGGAAGCAGCAUUGUAUACAAAUAUGUAUGUAAUGAGCAAAACGGGAAAAGAACUGAAAACUACUGCAAAUGAAAUACAAAGUGUGUACGGUGUCCAUGCUAUGAUGAGUGUGUUUAAGUACCCUCGAUUAAAAAUGUAUUGGGAUAGUAGAGGCAUGGGUUUUGGUCCUAUUUCACAAGUUAUUACGAGGGACAGAUUUUUGAAAUUGCGCUCUAGUUUGCACUAUGUCGAUAUUAAUAAUCGUCCAGCUGGUAAUAUUAACCGAUUUUGGAAAGUUCAACCAAUAAUUGAUCAAGUUCGUAAUGCGUGUAGAAAUAUUCCCCGUUUAGUUGACUGUUACUCGGUGGAUGAGCAAAUGAUUCCGUUUACUGGUCGAUGUCCAAGCAGACAAUAUGUUAAAAACAAACCACGACCCACUGGCUUAAAAAAUUUCGUAAUUACUACGUCAAAAGGGAAAGUAAUUGAUUUCGAAAUUUAUCAAGGUGUCGAUACGCCAUUCCGAGACAAAUCGUUGGGGCUAGGACCGGCAGUCGUACUUCAUUUGUCUCAAAGUAUUCCGCAGGGAUCAGUUCUAUUUUUCGACCGGUACUUUACAACAGUAUCAUUAUUGGAUCGGUUGUUUAGUGAGGGACUAAUUGCUACAGGCACAAUAAUGUCAAAUAGAUUAAGGAACGUGCAUUUUAGUCAAGACAAAAAAUUCCAAAGAGGUGUUUGGGAGGAGUUCACAAGGUGUGACAAUCAAAUAUCUGCGACCAAGUGGAAGGAUAGUAAAUGUGUGACUUUAAUUUCUAAUGCUACAGGAGCAGAACCUCAUAGUGUAGUAAAAAGAUGGAGUAAAACGGAAAAUAAGGAAAUCGAAGUACCCUGUCCAGAUGUUGUAAAGUCAUAUAACCAGUACAUGGGUGGCGUAGAUAUAUGURACCAACAAAUGGAAUGCUACCGUACGUGGAUCAAAUCAAGAAAAUGGACAUUAAAAGUUGCACUACAUUUCAUUGACUUAAGCAUCGUAAACGCCUGGAUGGAAUAUAGAGAAGACGCGCAAAAGUUACUAAAACGUAAAAAUGAAAUUAUGGACCUUAUGAAUUUUAAAAUCGCUGUUGCUAGAGAAUGGUUAACUAAAUCGCCAAAUAAACGUGCACUAUCAUCUGAAGAAUCAAAUUCGUCUGACACCGAGGAAAAUCAGAUGACAACACAGAGACCACAAAACUAUAGGACACCAGUCCCACCAACAACCAAAGUGAAGGAUGGAUUUGAGCAUUGGCCAGAAGUGUGUAACAUACCAAAUCCAAAAUGCUGUAGGAUGAAGGGAUAUUAA